UAUACACAAAGACCGGGGAGUGAACCGGAAUUAUGAUGAAGAACAAAACCCUAGUUGCUGAGCUCUCUAUAUAAAUUCCUAAAAGCCCUACUUGCAGAGUUCGUUUCACCUUCAGCUGUUCAAAAUGUCGAAGCGAGGACGUGGAGGAUCAGCGGGUAACAAGUUCAGGAUGUCACUGGGUCUGCCAGUUGCGGCGACCGUCAACUGCGCCGAUAACACUGGUGCUAAGAACCUCUACAUCAUUUCGGUGAAGGGAAUCAAGGGUCGCUUGAACCGCUUGCCCUCUGCUUGUGUUGGGGAUAUGGUCAUGGCUACUGUCAAGAAAGGAAAGCCUGAUCUGAGGAAGAAGGUCAUGCCCGCUGUCAUUGUCAGGCAGCGCAAGCCAUGGCGCAGAAAGGACGGAGUCUACAUGUACUUCGAAGAUAAUGCUGGAGUUAUUGUGAAUCCUAAAGGCGAAAUGAAAGGAUCUGCUAUAACUGGUCCAAUUGGGAAGGAAUGUGCUGAUCUGUGGCCAAGGAUUGCAAGUGCAGCAAAUGCCAUAGUAUAAGAAUUAUAAUCACUCCUGCCUUUUGUUCUUGUGUUGGGAGCGACUUGCCUGUUCUGUUAGGGGUUGAUGUAGGGUGCUUUUUUUGUUGAAUUUUUUUUUAAAAUUUAAUUUUUGUCGAUUCUGCAUGUGGUUAUUAACUACAUGGAAUUUAAGCAGCAAUUCUGAUGGUCUAGAUUUUUAUGAA
Molecule: messenger RNA, 731 nt
Organism: Hevea brasiliensis (rubber tree)
Lineage: Eukaryota; Viridiplantae; Streptophyta; Magnoliopsida; Malpighiales; Euphorbiaceae
Product: 60S ribosomal protein L23
Exons: 4
Coding region: 125-547 (140 amino acids)
Biological process (GO): translation
Cellular component (GO): ribosome; cytosolic large ribosomal subunit
Molecular function (GO): large ribosomal subunit rRNA binding; structural constituent of ribosome
Source: RefSeq, a predicted model, not a curated record